CCACUGUCUGCUGCAGAAUGUGGCUCAUCUGCCAUCGAUUCCUUGCUUGCCCGUCAUGUUGGUUAAGCCAGUGUAACCGAGCCCUGAGCCCAGCUACAUGGCAGAAGAGGCAAGUUCCAAGAGGCAGCCGAUCUAUUUAUAGUGAAACUGGAAAAUGGGAAACAAAGUAUGGACUGGAAACCAGGAAGAAAGUAGAAAGUUGGUGGCAUAUCAGAAUAAAGGAACAGUUCAACACGAUUUCAGGGGAAAAUAAGCCAAGACCAAAGUUUUAUGUCCUUUCGAUGUUUCCGUAUCCCUCUGGGAGACUUCACAUGGGCCAUGUUCGAGUCUACACUAUCAGUGACACCAUCGCGUGGUUUCACAGAAUGAGAGGAUUGCAGGUCAUCAAUCCAAUGGGAUGGGAUGCAUUUGGAUUACCUGCAGAGAAUGCGGCAAUCGAGCAUGGCUUGCAUCCAGCAAACUGGACACAAAGUAAUAUUCAACACAUGAAAAAGCAACUUGAUGCACUAAACCUGUCUUUUAACUGGGAUCGGGAAAUAACCACUUGUUUGCCAGAUUACUAUAAGUGGACACAGUAUCUUUUUAUCAAACUUUAUGAAGUGGGAUUAGUAUACCAAAAUGAAGCCAUGGUUAAUUGGGACCCCGUGGACCAGACUGUCCUCGCUAAUGAACAGGUGGAUGAAAAUGGCUGUUCGUGGCGCUCAGGAGCAAAAGUGGAAAAGAAAUAUCUCAAACAGUGGUUUAUUAGAACAUCCGCCUAUGCAAAGGCCAUGCUUGAUGCUUUGCCUGGGCUCCCCAAGUGGUAUGGGAUAAAAGAAAUGCAAGCCAACUGGCUGGGGGACUGUUCUGGAUGCUAUUUUGAGUUCAUGUUAAAGGUUAUUAACAAGCCAGCAGGAGUAACAAUAUCAGCCUAUAUAUCUACACCUGAAGCCAUAUAUGGAGCUUCUCACUUGUAUAUCUUACCUAGCCAUUGGCUGCUGCAUGGAAACAGCUGUCUAAAGGAAAUCCUCCAGAAGGACUUUGUCCCAGGCAAAGACUCUCUUACUUCAGUGACAGCUGUAAAUUUGCUCACAAAUCAGGAGGUUCCUGUAGUCGUAUCAGCAGAAUCAGAGUUUGAAGGCUAUCUUGAUGCUAAAAUUGGAGUCCCUUGUGUUAGACCAGAUGAUGCUGAAGUUGCUCGGAGUUUGGGUCUGACUUCUGAAAAUGUCAUAGAAGCUUUGCCAGAUGGCUCAGAGAGACUGGCCAGCUCAGGCAAGUUCACAGGUAUGAGUAGACAAGAAGCAAUAAAUGCCAUUACCCAGGAAGCCAGAAAUAAAGGAGUAGGAGGACAUCUAACGAGCAGUAAAUUAAAAGAUUGGCUGGUAUCACGACAGCGAUAUUGGGGGACACCAAUUCCCAUAAUUCACUGCCAGGACUGCGGUCCUGUCCCAGUGCCUUAUGAGGAUCUACCUGUCACGUUGCCCAACAUAACAUCCUUUACUGGAAAAGGUGGCUCACCUUUAACUUCUGCGGCUUCCUGGAUAAACUGCUUAUGUCCAAGGUGUAAGGGGCCUGCAAAAAGGGAAACCGACACCAUGGACACAUUUGUCGAUUCCGCUUGGUAUUAUUUAAGAUACACAGAUCCUCAUAACUCUGACAGGCCUUUUCAUAAAGAACUGGCAGACUACUGGAUGCCUGUGGAUCUCUACAUCGGAGGAAAGGAGCAUGCCGUUAUGCAUUUGUACUAUGCCCGAUUCUUCAGUCAUUUCUGCCAUGAUCAAAAGCUGACAAAGCACAAAGAGCCUUUUAAUGAGCUGUUAGUUCAAGGGCUUAUCAAGAAUCGGACAUUCAGGCUAGCAACAACGGGCCAGUAUUUGAAGAAAGAAGAAAUUGAUCUUACUGGUCCUGAACCCAUUCAUGUAAAAACCAAAGAGAAACUGCAGGUGACUUGGGAGAAGAUGAGCAAAUCCAAACAUAAUGGCAUAGAGCCCGAGGAAGUAGUCCAGAAGUAUGGAAUUGAUACUGUCCGGCUCUACCUCCUCUUUGCAGCCCCUCCAGAGCAAGACAUCUUAUGGGAUGCAAAGACUGAUGCAAUCCCUGGGGUUCAGAGAUGGCAAUCUCGCCUCUGGCACUUAGCAACCAAACUUAUUGAAGCCAGGGAUUCUGGAACGCUGCCCAGUCCUCAGCUCCUGAAUCAAAAAGAGCAAGCUGAAGCCAAACGUAUCUGGAAGCAGAAGAACUUUGUGGUCUCCGAGGUAACAGAAUAUUUCCUGAAGGAUUUCUUGUUCAAUGUUGCAAUUUCUCGGCUGAUGAGUCUCAGUAAUAUUUUGUCGCAAGUCUCCCCGCGGCUUAUUCUCCACAGUGUGGAAUUUGAAGAUGCCUUGGCAACUCUCUGUAUUAUGCUUGCCCCAGUGGCCCCUCACAUAACUUCUGAGAUGUGGAAAGGCUUGUCUCACAUUCAGAAUAAGCUUUGCACUCAUCACCACUGGGAUAUGGAUGUGCUGCAGCAGCCCUGGCCCACAGUGGACCCAGAAUACUUUCAGCAGCCAGAUGUAGUGGAAGUGCUGGUUCUGAUCAAUAACAAACCCUAUGGUAAAGUUUGUGUACCUCAGGAAGUAGCCCGAGAUGCAGAAGUAGUUCGUGAACUGGUUGUUCAGAGUAAGCUGGGGUCUGAACACCUCCAAGGACGGACUAUUACCAAAUUCUUCUUGUCUCCUCGAACUGCCCUCAUCAACUUUCUAGUCCAGGAAUAACAGAUGCAAAGGAGACUGAUUAAAAAUAGGAAGGAUAUUUUUUUUUCCAAAACUAAUUUCAAACUUGAUGGAGAGGAGUAUUCCAUCAUUCUCCAUGUAAAGGAAGAACCAUGACAGUACUUGAGGCACCCCUUCUAAUCAGGAAAGAAAGCUACUUCGCAGCAUUCUGCACCUUGAGUAAAGAUGCUACAGGGAACAGAAAAGUGGAAUAAAUGGGCAGAGGGAAAUUAUACAAGCUCUCAAAAGUAUGAAAUCCACAAGCAAUUCUACAAAUAUCUCUUUGGCUCCAUUUUUUGAAAUGGUAUAAGACAACAGGCUUUAUUUUUAUUGAUGCUUGACCAGUUGUAUGUCAGUGUUGCGAUGAUCCUUUGUUGAAUAAUAACCUAUAAUUAAACAAUAAAUCACUAGCAAUCAUGGUGCCCCCCCCCAAGCAAAAAUCGUUUUGCAACGCUAAAGCAUUUUUUUCAAAGUAAUUCUUUGAAAGCACUGUCAGUGGACUGUUCCAGAAGCAGUAUCCACUGUUAAAACCCACUAUUUCUUCCCAGUUCUAUUCAUGCUUGUUGAGUAGCCAGCCUAAAUUCCCAAUAAAAUAUUUUUUUCCUACCAUCUUGCUUAUUCAGUGCUUGCAGCAUUUUCCCAAGUUCCCACAGAUCUCUCCAUCCUGAAUGAGCUAAUGAAAAUUGCUUCUGAGCAGGGAAAAAAGAACCUGAUUUAAAUUAUUAGCUCCCUGUUUCAAAGUGCGGAUAAUAGAUCAAGUCCAAGCACUGCGGUGCUGGCAAGAGAAACCUAUUCAUGCCAGUUUUGAUCUUUUGUUCUGUUGUAACUCUCACACAGCUCUAGAUGUUCGGCUAGAAUGAAAGCUGUUAUCUUGUCAGAGAACUUUAUAAUGUGGAAAUAAAAAAUGAGGUGUGUUUUCAA
Heteronotia binoei (common prickly gecko) is the source of this 3650-nucleotide messenger RNA. RefSeq names its product leucyl-tRNA synthetase 2, mitochondrial (gene LARS2). The record is from RefSeq and is a predicted model, not a curated record. Gene Ontology annotation, molecular function: leucine-tRNA ligase activity; ATP binding; aminoacyl-tRNA deacylase activity. Gene Ontology annotation, biological process: leucyl-tRNA aminoacylation; mitochondrial translation. Bases 18 to 2732 code for a protein of 904 amino acids. The transcript has 20 exons. NCBI's taxonomy places the organism in Eukaryota, Metazoa, Chordata, Lepidosauria, Squamata, Gekkonidae. Gene Ontology annotation, cellular component: mitochondrion.